GCGUCAGCGCUGGGCGGGAACGCGCAACGUUUUUUGAAAUUGUCCAAUCACGAGCUCUCUGUGUUGCCCGGAUGUUUCUUUUUCUUUUCUUCGCCCUUUCAGGGGCCGUAUAGUUAUUUUAUUUAAUAAGAAAGCGUGUAAUGAAACUAAUGUCGUAUGCUUAAUGAACUAAAAUUGUUUUACAAAUGGAACACAUCAAAAUGGUAGGUAUUUAAAUCAAAGAAAACACAAGUAUCUCUAUAUUUUGAGUCGUAGCCGUAUUUGCGCCAUAUGUGCAGCCAAGCCGUGUCGUUCAGCGCAAAGAAAAUGGCUGCCGAUGUCAAAAGAACAGCUGUGUGUGUGUGGUCGCCCGUAAUACGUCGCAAUUAGUGCAAGGUGGGGAUGGUUACUGUCGGCUAAGAAGAAUAUUAGACUCUGCGAUCUUUCCGGAAGCCGCGCAAUCUGCUGAACCGAGCAACGCAACGGAGAAGAAAUCCGAAUGACUGUGAAGCGCUACAUAGUCAACAAGAUGCGAUUGAGAACUCACGAAGCAGCGAGUACCGUUUGUUGGGGCACCGCCAGCGCAAAGCGUCACUUCAUGAACGCGGUGCGCUGCAUCGUACGUCGACAGUACUCCGUUGCUCAAGCUACCAUGCCGAUCUGCGAAAGCUGCUGCUGCUUCGAUUUCGAAGCGCCACGGGUGGCGGCAGGGUUGGCGGCGUUGACGGCCGCGUCUUGGACAUCCUUGAGAGGACCGGCGCAGUCGUCACCACCCCGCCAGAGUAUUACCCCGUUCCCGACGUGGAGACUGAGGUCGAGGUGGGAACCUCCCGUGCAGCUACUAGCCGGGGGCCGAGCGACGUUGACCUGCAACCAAUACCCCUCCAGCCACAAGUGCCGCAGCCCGGACCUUCGCAGCCGCAGCCCGGACCUUCGCAGCCGCAGCCCGGACCUUCGCAGCCGCAGCCCGGACCUUCGUAGCCGCAGCCCGGACCUUCGCAGCCGCAGCCUGGACCUUCGCAGCCGCAGCCCGGACCACAGCCUCAACCCCGCCGAAGACAGCCCAGGCAGCUGGAGGAAGCUGUGUGCCGGGCUACGGCUGAGUACGUGCGGCAGGGCCAGUGUGCUGAUGCGAGGGCCGUGGCAGACCGCAAGUUCCACCACAAGAUGUUGGAGCAAAACCGGCGUCAUCACGAGGCCCAGAUGGCCAGCCAAGAACGGCUGGAAAACCAGCUCUGCCGCCUGACCGAAGAGGUGGGCCGGCUGCGCCACGUUCAGCAGCAGCGCCUCGACCAAGAGCGCAGGGCGAAUGACUGUACUCAGCGCCUGCUGCAGCAACUUUUGGAGGCCCUGGCCGGUGGGGCUGCACUAGUCACACGCCCACCUCAGCCUCCUAGCGCCUAAAUUUUAUUGAUAUAUACUGAGUAUGCACAGCGCAAUGAAACGAAGGCAAGAGAAGCACGCAAACGACAUAGACUGGCACUGACUUCCAACUGAA
Molecule: messenger RNA, 1477 nt
Organism: Rhipicephalus sanguineus (brown dog tick)
Lineage: Eukaryota; Metazoa; Arthropoda; Arachnida; Ixodida; Ixodidae
Exons: 6
Coding region: 479-1225 (248 amino acids)
Source: RefSeq, a predicted model, not a curated record